Molecule: messenger RNA, 420 nt
Organism: Lactuca virosa
Lineage: Eukaryota; Viridiplantae; Streptophyta; Magnoliopsida; Asterales; Asteraceae
Source: the annotation of a GenBank genome assembly
AUGGGAAGAUGCAACCUCUUUCCUUUGAGUUAUAUUUCAAGAAAAACAGAUAUCAGCAACAUAGACUGGUGCAACUAUGUUUUGGACUGUCUUGUCAGAACAAAGAACUCAUACAUACCAUACUCAGAUAACAGCUUCUUUGUUGGACCUUCAGCUUUCUUGUUGUUCUAUACUGAUAACAUCCGCUCAGAAGCUUUAACGUUAACACGUAAACGUCCAACAAUUUGUUAUUGGAGUUCAGAGAAGAUUAGAUAUCGAGAGACAUUUGAACAAGAAAAAGGUAGAUUUGGACUUGGAGAAUUAAAUGAAGAAUUUGUUAAUGAACAAGAUGAAGGAGAGACAGAUCUCGAAGACAGUGAUUCUGAUAAAGAUGAAGAUCAUUUUGUUGAGGCAUAUGAAUCAAAAAUUGAUGGGUUUUAG